AUGAAUGCCUUACAAUUAAUACUCACAAUUUUUAUAAUAAAACAGUGCUUUUGUAAUGAAACUCCAAAAAUUUAUUUGAAACAAGGUGUUUUAUUAGGCAGAGUUGAAAAAACUGUUUUCAAGAAGGAAGACUAUUUUUCAUUUAGAGGGAUACCUUAUGCGGAGCCACCUACAGGACCAUUGAGGUUUAAACCACCAAAGCCACACACUGGAUGGAAGGAGAACUUAAAAGCCUUUAAACGUAAACCAACAUGCAUGCAAUUAAAUACCCGAGGCCGCCUUUCAGAACGUACUGGAAUAUCUGGUUCAGAAGACUGUUUGUACAUUGACAUAUUCACGCCAAAUAUGGAAGGAAAAGCCCCAGUUAUAGUGUUUGAGUACAACGACAACUUUAGAACAUGGUUCAACGGCACUGAUACUUAUUCACCAGAUUUCUUCAUUGAAGAAGGUGUUAUCGUUGUAACGAUUAGUAGUCGACUUGGUAUAUUUGGUUACUUAACCACGGAAGACAAUGUCAUGCCAGGUAAUAAUGGACUAAGAGACUUUAUACUAGGCCUGGAAUGGCUCAAAAAUAAUAUAGAACAAUUUGGUGGAGAUGCAUCUAAGAUAACAUUGAUGGGCAGUCGUGGAGGAGCCACCACUACCAAUAUACUUCUUUAUUCGGAAAAGGCAAAAGGUUUAUUCUCUGGUGCUAUAAUUCAAGGUGGUUCUUCGUUAGAAUCUACGUAUUUUGUAGAUAAACCCCGAAAAAAGGCAUUUGAAAUUGGAAAGUUUCUAAACUUGACCGUUACAAAUAGCCUCGAGCUAUUCGAAGGUUUACAAAAUGUAGAUGCAAACGUAAUUAUAAAAGCUGAUGUUGAUCUUAUAAUGAAUCUAGAUGUUAAUGAUUUGAAAGACUCAGAUAAACUUCUUUUUAUACCGACUUUAGAAGGGGAAAUUGAAGAUGCAGUGAUUAAAACUUUACCAGAAAAUGGAAAAGUAUUAAAUGACGUUCCAGUGAUUAUUGGUUUUAAUUCUCGAGCAGGUAUAGAUUCAAUAGUUCACAAUUUUUUCGAUCCCAAUUCAAUGUCAAGCAAGAGCGGAAAUAAAGUAUUUCAACUACCUAUUAGAACGAAUUUCGAAUUCAAAGAAAAUGGUAAGAAAUACAAAGAAGCAAAUAAGGCUGUCAUAGAGUUUUAUCACAAAGGUACACCACCUUAUUAUGGUAAUCUUAUGGAGCAUGCGGUAUACGUCGGUGAUGUUUUACAUGUUUAUCCUUUAGCAUUAACUGCAGAAAAUCUGUCCAAAAGUUUAUCUUCUCCUGUGUUUUUCUACCUCUUUGACUUCAGAGGUUUGUGGAAUGAAAAUAGUAACGAAGUAGGAAUAUAUUCAAGAAUACCACUAGGCAACACUGGUGCUCUAGUUCUUGAUGAACUUUGUUAUUUACUUGUCUGCUCGCGUAUGAAGAAAACUUACAAAGAACUCAUUAAACUACCAAGUGAGCAACCAGAGAUUAAACUAAUGAAGAAACUUGUCCGGUUAUGGAGCAACUUCGCAAAAACUGGAAACCCGACACCAACUGAAGAAGAUCCCGUUUUAAAGAAAUUUACAUGGGAGCCGUUCAACGAAUCUGAGUCUAAAUAUUUACACAUCACCAAACUUUUGAAAAUAAAAACCAACCCUCUUGGUGAUAGGAAGCAAUUCUGGGAUGAUUUGUUAAGGAAAUAUUCCAAUGAAGCCGUGGAUGGUGUCAUCGUGGGAGAUGAAGUUGAAGAAGAAGAAGAAGAAAUUCCCACUGAGGACUCUAAAGACAAACAAGAGACCAUCGAAGACUUUGUUGCCCAAAACGCUCCAAAAGAGGAAGGUGCAGACGAUGUACUAUUUGUCAAUAAUACACACGAAGAGCUUUGA
Molecule: messenger RNA, 1890 nt
Organism: Arctia plantaginis
Lineage: Eukaryota; Metazoa; Arthropoda; Insecta; Lepidoptera; Erebidae
Source: the annotation of a GenBank genome assembly